AUGACAUCAAAAAUGCUUCAUAGAAGAUAGUUGAAGAAGUUGGAGCAUCGUUAAUAUCGUUAAGGGAGUCUUAGAAGUAAAAAUAUUUUAAGGAAUUAUUAGUUAGGGAUUCAAAAAAAAAGGGAAAUUCAUAAGUCAGAAAGGCAGUUAGAACGAAGGUGAUAAUCAUACAAAAACUGAAUUUAAUGCUUGAAAAAGAGAGGUUAGGACUAAAAGAAUAAUGA
Molecule: messenger RNA, 224 nt
Organism: Paramecium sonneborni
Lineage: Eukaryota; Ciliophora; Oligohymenophorea; Peniculida; Parameciidae
Source: the annotation of a GenBank genome assembly